UCUAAUUCUGCUGUUCCUCUCCUCCUCUUGAGUAGAGUGGUAGGCUGGUAGCUUCCAGACGACGACUAGUCGGCUAUCCCUAAUUCAUUCUUCCGUUCCUUUCCACUUGCAGAUUUGCAUCACAACGGUCACCACCACCACCACUACGCACAGAAGCUCCAAUGUCUACAAAGGUCAAACUUUUCAAAUUUCCCGCCAGGGUUAAGACCACUCUGUAUCUCAUCACGGCAACUGGAGCCGCCGGUCUUACCUUUCAAGCAGUGAACUCCAACCUCAUUCCCUUGGAUUCCCCAAUUGCUUCGGCGAUUUCAGGCUUUCCUGAGAAGAUAAGGGCAGGAUUUAAUGGCGUUAUCCGCUCUUCUCGGGCUAUCUACACUAUUACUUUCAAUGUUGUUGAUUACAAAUAUUCUUUAGGUGGGAUAUCGUCGGAUUCCGAGGAGUAUCGUCGUAAAUUAUCUGAGGUUCAUCUACGCUCUGCCAAGAGGAUUUUGAAAUUAUGUGAAUCCAAUAAAGGUUUCUAUGUCAAAGCCGGUCAGUUUGUUGCAGCCUUGCGACAUGUUCCAAAGGAGUACACAUUAACUCUCUCCACUUUGCAGGACCAGGCAGUUCCCUGUCAUUUUAAAGCCAUUAAAGAAGUACUAGUUAACAAUCUGGGACUGGAUUUGUCUGAAAUAUUUUUGUCAUUUGAUGAACAACCAAUUGCUGCUGCAUCAAUUGCUCAAGUUCACCGUGCAUUGUUGAAAGAUAAUCAGGAAGUAGCCAUUAAGGUACAAUACCCAGGUUUAGAGCAACAUAUGAAAAUAGAUAUUACAACCAUGGCUAUCCUCUCAAACUGCGUAGCCUGGGCUUUUCCUGAAUACAGAUUUGGGUGGAUAGUAUCAAAAUUUGAGAAGACAAUUUCUCUGGAGCUUGAUUUUGUCCAAGAGGGAAAGAAUUCAGAGAAAACAGCCGAAAACUUCAAAUCAAACAAUACAGUCAGGGUUCCUCGUGUGUUUUGGGAUUUGACAACAACCCAGGUUUUGACAAUGCAAUUUUGCCAUGGAUACAAGGUUAAUGACAUGGAAUCUCUCAAUGAAAUUGGUAUAAAUCCGAAAAAGGUUGCCAAGGCAUUAGUGGAAGUGUUUGCCGAAAUGAUAUUUGUUCAUGGUUUUCUGCAUGAAGAUCCACACCCAGGCAAUAUAUUAGUUUCUCCAGAAGGCCGUAAUGGAUUCUCUCUAGUUCUUCUGGAUCAUGGACUUUACAAGGAGUUGGAUGAAGCAUUCAGGCUGGAUUAUUGCCAACUGUGGAAGGCUUUGAUUCUUUUUGAUUCAAGCAAAAUACAGAAUAUAGGUGAGCGUUUUGGUGUUGGAAAGUACUCUAGGUACUUUCCUGUUAUUUUCACCGGAAGAACCAUUGACAGUAAAUCAGCCCUUGGGAGAGGAAUGUCGCUUGAAGAGAAAAGAAACCUAAGGCAGGAAUUGAAGUCUCUAAAGAUGGAGGAUUUUUCUUCAUUCAUGGAGUCUUUGCCACCUGACUUCCUAGCAAUAUUACGAACAGAUGGACUACUGAGGUCUAUAAUUAGCAAGUUGGGUGCUUCACAACAGGUCCGGCUGUUGACUUAUGCUAAAUAUGCUGUAUAUGGUCUUUCUGCAAAGUUGAACCAUGAAUCUGAUCUUACAGCCAAGUACAUGAUCUAUAGGUUAAAAACAACCACAAGUUAUGUUCAAUUGAGGCUUCUGCUUGGAGCACUGGAGCUAAAUUCUUGGAUGAAAGAUUUUGGGUAUUCGAUAAUAAGCAAGUUUAAACGGAUGUUGGUUAACACAUGGUUGUUUCUUAGUAGGAACCAUUUGCCUUUGGCAUGAUGAAGUUUGAAUGGGCUGUUUGGGUGGCCCUUCACGUCAAGUACUAAAACAGUAUUUAUAGAUAGAAGGGACAAUAUUAAAAUGAGAUGGAAUGACCAACUCUCAACUCUCAAGCCAAAAUGGAUUAAUCGAAGGCAAAAUAUGCAAUAUUGCUACAAGCCUACAAGAUGAUUUAUUUUGUUUUGAACUUUUGAUCAAUAUGUCAACUUGGACUAAAGAUGUAAUUCACACAUGAAAUGAUUUCGCCCCUUUUCACUCGAGGAAAAUUCUAAAAAUUGCAUAGGCUUCUCUGAAGAUUUUCUGUA
Molecule: messenger RNA, 2146 nt
Organism: Nelumbo nucifera (sacred lotus)
Lineage: Eukaryota; Viridiplantae; Streptophyta; Magnoliopsida; Proteales; Nelumbonaceae
Product: Protein kinase superfamily protein
Source: RefSeq, a predicted model, not a curated record